ACAAUUUGAGUUCCAACAAGAAGCACAUAAGAAACAACACAUAAAAGUAAAGCAGAAAAACUGAAAAUUAAGUUUAACGCGACACUAAAAAAGUAAAAACAAACAAAAUGAAAUAUUUCAUUGCAUUCGCUUUGAUUGCGGCCGUCUGUGCUCUUGCGCAGGCCCAAGAGCAAACCUGCCAAGUUGACGUGCAGUCUGCUUGCGGACAAACUACUAACGGUGGUGUCUCCAAUUGUAAUGCACGCUAUGCCGCCAUUGGACAUCUGGAGCCAAAGCUGCAGGACUACAUUCAGCUGCAGCUGAAGAAGUCUUAUGAGUAUCUGCUCUUGGCCACCCACUUCAACUCGUACCAGAUGAACCGACCCGGCUUCCAGAAGCUCUACCAGGGUCUUUCUGAUCGCGGCUUUGACGAUACCAUCGAGCUCAUCAAGCAGGUGACACGCCGCGGCGGCUCCGUCGACUUCAGCAAGGCCCAUGACAAGGGUGUUGCCCAUCCACCAGAGGUGCACCUCAACGAGCUGGAGUCGCUGGCACGUGCCCUGGACAACGAGAAGGAGCUGACCAACGGCGCCAUUCACGUGCACACCAGCGCCACCCACGGCACCACACAGAACCGCGAACACGAUCCCGAGAUGGCCCAUUAUCUGCAGGAGAACUUCCUGGGCAAGCAGGCCGAGUCUGUGCGCAAAUUGUCUGGCUAUGCCAACGACCUGUCCAAGUUGGUCACCGUGCGCGAGCCAUCCCUCUCCGUCUAUCUGUUCGACGAGUAUCUGCAGAAGCAGUAAGCAGUCAUCUGUGCACCGCAACUCCUAAUAGCUGUUAUCAAAAUUCACUCAUCGUUCUGUUCAAAAUACAAUUAAUUUUCUAGUAUUAUAAAGAUUCCAAAAAAUAAACCCCACGCUGCGUUCUGUAAAUUUCAAUUGUCAUCCGAGUUGUGUUAAAUAAAUCGAAGCGCAGCAGCUACAAAAGCAACAAAAACAAAAAAACAAAAACAAAUACGUGAAACAUCUGAUUUACAAUCGCUUAUUAUUUAAUUUGAUUUAUUUUCCAUUUACACACACACACAUACACAACAUGCAUACACAUACACACGCACACACAUAUUUGUGAUAACGUUUAAGUAAGCGUUCGCUUGAACAAAUGUAUCUUUAAAUUAUGUUACCAAGCUAAA
Molecule: messenger RNA, 1171 nt
Organism: Drosophila novamexicana
Lineage: Eukaryota; Metazoa; Arthropoda; Insecta; Diptera; Drosophilidae
Gene: Fer2LCH
Product: ferritin heavy chain
Exons: 3
Coding region: 108-785 (225 amino acids)
Biological process (GO): iron ion transport; intracellular iron ion homeostasis
Cellular component (GO): cytoplasm
Molecular function (GO): ferrous iron binding; ferric iron binding
Source: RefSeq, a predicted model, not a curated record